Molecule: messenger RNA, 1122 nt
Organism: Eleginops maclovinus (Patagonian blennie)
Lineage: Eukaryota; Metazoa; Chordata; Actinopteri; Perciformes; Eleginopidae
Product: zona pellucida-like domain-containing protein 1
Exons: 1
Coding region: 115-1122 (335 amino acids)
Cellular component (GO): cell surface
Source: RefSeq, a predicted model, not a curated record
ACUCAGCUGUUGGUGGAUGAGUGCGGGACAGAAGCAAGACGGCCUAAACUCACUGACAUCGCAGUGCAGUGCGGCACUUCAUCCAUUGAUCUGGCGAUUGAAAUCUGCCCCGUCAUGUACACUGGAUACAAUGAGACUCUUCUGAUCCUGAACCACAUGUUGGACCCGGUCUGUAGAGCAACCCUCGAUGAUUCUGUGACUCCCCCUGUUGCUCGCUUUAGCUUCCCUCUAAAUAUGACCCAUGCUUGUGGAAGCAUAUUCAGGACUACCAGUGCUGCAGGGACCGGUGUAUUCUCCGACUUCUCUAACAUCCAGAGGGUCAACAUCAGCGGUGUGGUUCGAAGCACCGAUCCAACAAAAGGCAUGAUCACGUACAACGCUGAGCUAAAGUACUUCUACUCCUGCGCCUACCCGUUAGAAUAUCUGGUCAAUAACACCCAGAUAGAUGUGUCGUCUUCCUCCAUUGCAAUCAAGGACAACAAUGGGAGUUUCGUCAGCACCUUGAGCAUGGAACUGUUCAGCGACACCAACUAUACUCAACCGUUGGUCAUUCCCGAGCUGGGCCUUGAACUGCGGACCAGUGUGUUUGUCGAAGUCAAGGCCACCAACUUGACAGGACAGUACCAUGUCCUGCUGGACCAGUGCUAUGCCUCCAUCUCCCGCCUGCCUUCAAACUCCAGCACAUUUAACCUGUUUGUCCCAUGUUCAAAGGAUAGGUUCACCACCAUGAUGGAGAACGGGGAAAGCCAGAGUGCCCGCUUUCGCUUCCCAGCCUUCCGCUUCAUCGAGCAACAGAACGAGACGGUGUCCACCUACUACCUCCACUGCAUCACCCGUCUGUGUGAAAAAAGCACUUGCAGCACCUUCUUGCAGUGCAACAACAGAAGGAAGAGGAACACCCUGUUUACUUCUGAUGAGGGCAUAACUAAGACGUACACCAUCUCUUCUUCGGAAAUCAUUACCAAAGGUGACAGCAACGAGUCCAAAGAGAAGCCCCUUAUCGGCGAAGAAGAGAAAGACGAGGCUGCCGUCGGGCUUGGUGCUGCUGUUGGCGUUCUUGCUUUUGUUUGCCUGAUUAGCCUUUGUGUUGCAGCUGUGUUUUACAAAAGGCUCAAGUACUAG